Coffea eugenioides is the source of this 3742-nucleotide messenger RNA. RefSeq names its product sodium/hydrogen exchanger 8-like. Lineage: Eukaryota; Viridiplantae; Streptophyta; Magnoliopsida; Gentianales; Rubiaceae. Gene Ontology annotation, cellular component: membrane; chloroplast envelope. Gene Ontology annotation, biological process: proton transmembrane transport. The record is from RefSeq and is a predicted model, not a curated record. Gene Ontology annotation, molecular function: sodium:proton antiporter activity.
AUUUAUAUAGUUUAUGAAUCAUUCAUGCAUCUGAUUUGUGUUGAAUUUAACGGACAGAACUUUUAGGAGAAAUGGCGUCGAUUCUAUCGGCGGAGGAGAUUCUGCCGUUUAGAAUAUUGGAAGAGAAUUCUUCGGCGGACUCUUCGAAUCCGACGGACGCGGUCAUCUUCGUCGGAAUCAGCUUGGUUUUAGGCAUUGCCUGCCGGCAUGUACUCAGAGGCACCAGAGUCCCGUAUACCGUUGCUUUGCUUGUUCUGGGAAUCGGCAUCGGAUCUUUAGAAUAUGGAACCAGGCAUCGGCUAGGAAAGAUUGGGGAUGGCAUUCGUCUUUGGGCAAGGAUUGAUCCUGACCUUCUCUUGGCUGUUUUCCUUCCUGCACUUCUUUUUGAGAGUUCCUUUUUAAUGGAAGUGCACCAGAUAAAGAGGUGUAUGGUACAAAUGUUGCUACUUGCUGGGCCUGGAGUCCUCAUUUCAACCUUUUUUCUUGGAUCUGCUUUGAAGCUUAUUUUUCCAUAUAACUGGAGCUGGAAAACAUCAUUAUUACUUGGAGGCCUUCUUAGUGCUACUGAUCCUGUAGCCGUUGUCGCCCUUCUAAAGGAGCUUGGUGCUAGCAAAAAAUUGAGUACCAUAAUUGAAGGAGAAUCAUUGAUGAAUGAUGGGACAGCAAUAGUGGUAUAUCAACUGUUUUACCGAAUGGUUCUUGGACAUAGCUUUAAUUGGUGGGCCAUUAUCAAAUUUUUGGCACAAGUUUCUCUUGGGGCCUUGGGAAUUGGCCUGGCUUUUGGAUUUGCAUCUGUUCUAUGGCUGGGAUUUAUCUUCAAUGACACAGUAAUUGAGAUUACACUGACACUUGCUGUCAGCUAUGUUGCGUACUUCACUGCUCAAGAAGGAUCUGAUGUCUCUGGCGUUUUGACUGUAAUGACUCUUGGAAUGUUUUACUCUGCUGUUGGUAGGACUGCCUUUAAGGGCGAAAGUCAGCAAAGCUUGCAUCAUUUUUGGGAGAUGGUUGCCUAUAUAGCUAAUACAUUAAUUUUCAUCCUGAGUGGAGUUGUCAUAGCUGAAGGCAUUCUUGGAAAUGGGAGCAUAUUCAAAACCCAUGAAAAUUCAUGGGGGUAUCUCGCCCUCCUCUAUGUGUUUGUCCAAAUCUCUCGAGUUGUAGUUGUUGCUGUGUUGUUUCCAUUUCUGCGAUAUUUUGGCUAUGGUCUGGAAUGGAAAGAAGCUGUCAUUCUUGUAUGGGCUGGUUUGCGUGGGGCUGUAGCAUUGUCACUUUCCCUGUCAGUUAAGCGUACCAGUGAUAAUUCGUCAUACAUCACUUCUGAUACUGGAACUCUGUUUGUCUUCUUGACUGGUGGAAUUGUAUUUCUUACGCUUAUUGUGAAUGGAUCAACAACACAGUUGAUUUUGCAUAUUCUAAAUAUGGAUAAGUUAUCAGCAGCAAAGAGUCGCAUUUUAAAAUAUACACAAUUUGAAAUGUUGAAUAAAGCAUUAGAGGCAUUUGGUGAUCUUGGGGAUGAUGAAGAACUGGGACCUGCUGAUUGGCCUACUGUCAAGAGAUAUAUCUCGUGCUUAAAUGACAUUGAGGGUGAACGAGUACACCCUCAUAUUUCAACUGGAGAUGAUCAUAAUCUAGACCAUAUGAAUUUGAAAGAUAUUCGAGUGCGCUUUUUGAAUGGUGUUCAAGCAGCUUACUGGGGGAUGCUUGAUGAAGGAAGGAUCACCCCCAAUACUGCCAAUUUACUUAUGCAAUCCGUCGAUGAAGCCCUUGACCUGGUAUCUCAUGAGACUCUGUGUGAUUGGAAAGGCUUAAGAUCUUAUAUGAAUAUUCCCAACUAUUACAAAUUUCUUCAAACAAGCAUAGUUCAAAAGAUUAUCACAUACUUCACAGUUGAGAGACUGGAAUCUUCAUGCUCCAUAUCUGCUGCCUUUUUACGUGCCCAUAGAAUUGCUCGACAGCAACUACAUGACUUUAUUGGAGAUAGUGAAAUUGCAUCCCUUGUAAUCAGGGAAAGUGAGGAAGAAGGAGAAGAAGCAAAGAGGUUUCUGGAAGAAGUUCGUCUUUCAUUUCCUCAGGUUCUACGUGUCGUAAAAAAUAGACAAGUAACAUAUUCAGUACUGAAUCACUUAAUCGAUUAUGUCCAUAAUCUUGAAAAGAUUGGCUUGUUGGAAGAAAAGGAGAUGGUUCACCUUCAUGACACUGUCCAGACUGACUUGAAAAGGCUUUUAAGAAAUCCUCCUUUGGUAAAAAUUCCAAAGGUACAUGACUUAAUUAAUGCAAAUACCUUGUUGGGAGCCCUUCCUUCUGCAGUGCGUGAGACAUUUGUUGGUUCCACUAAAGAAAUAAUGAAACUUCGUGGCACAACUCUUUAUAGGGAGGGAUCCAAGCCUAGUGGUGUAUGGCUGAUUUCAAGUGGAGUGGUGAAGUGGACAAGUAAGAGCAUAGGAAAUAAGCAUUGCUUGCAUCCAACAUUUACACAUGGGAGUACUUUGGGCUUGUAUGAAGUGCUUGCUGGAAAGCCUUGCAUAUGUGACAUUGUGACGGAUUCAGUGGUUCUCUGUGUCUUCAUUGAAGCUGACAAGAUACUUGCUGCACUCAAAUCUGAUCCUGCUGUAGAAGAUUUCUUUUGGCAGGAAAGUGUUAUCAUUCUUUCCAAACUCUUGCUUCCCCAGAUAUUUGAGAAAACAACAAUGCAAGAUCUGAGAGCUCUUGUUGCACAAAAAUCAAGAAUGUCUAUAUACAUUAGAGGAGAAACUUUUGAAAUACCUCACCAUUCUGUUGGGUUUCUGUUGGAGGGCUUCAUAAAAGCUCAAGGUUUCCAAGGAGAAUUGCUUACUUCUCCAGCAGCAUUAUGUCCAUAUGGGGAUCAAAGCUUUCGAAGGUCUGAAAGAUCAGAAAGAGGUGCUGGAGCAGACAGUUUUUCUCAUCAAGCAACCUGGUAUCAAGUGGAGACAAGGGCAAGGGUAAUCUUGGUUGACAUUGCUGGAUUUGAAGCCAAUAGAACUCUUCUGAGGAGAUCAUCAUCACUAAUAUCUCAUUCAGUUGAUCACCCUUCUGGUUCUCUAACUGGAGAGCAUGGUGGUCUUAUGAGUUGGCCUGAAGAAUUCUACAAGAUAAGACAUCAUCAGAAUGAUCCAGAGAAGGCUAAUGAAAAAAAGAACAACUUAUCUGCUGGAGCUAUCCACCCGAGCAUCUUUGGAAGCAUGAUAAACAAUGCCCCUGGGAAUGCUCAAAGGUUUUCUGGGAGUGGUUUGAAGCCAUCUUACAGUCACUCAUACCCAAGAGUUCCAUCAAAUUAUGUGAGGCCUCUUUUUUCUGCCAAAUCGGAAGGGUCCUCUACCAUUGGAAAGAAAUUAGCAGUGUCAGAACGCGAUCCUCACGUUGAAGACUCAAACUCGAAAGAGAAGCAAGGUAGAGAUGACUCGAGUGAUGAAUCUGGUGCAGAGGAUGAACUCAUUGUCAGCAUCGAUUCACCAAGCAGGCUUUCCUUUCGACAUGUAUAGUUAACUUGAUGAACUUUCAAAACUUGUAUUCGGUUUGUUUUUCAGGCCUCCUUUUUCAGCAUUUUUAUAUCAUAAUUUUGUUGCCUUUGAUACUCUAUGGAGCAUUUAGUUGAAAAGAUUUUUAAGUACGUAUAUAAAUAGUUUGAGGUAUAGGACUGAAUCAAUAGCGAACUCCAUACCAUCAACUCCUCGUGAUAAUUUGUUUUGCUGGUAUCAUAUUGUACCCAAAACUUGAUUUUCGUCAA